Molecule: messenger RNA, 2481 nt
Organism: Rhinocladiella mackenziei CBS 650.93
Lineage: Eukaryota; Fungi; Ascomycota; Eurotiomycetes; Chaetothyriales; Herpotrichiellaceae
Exons: 1
Coding region: 1-2481 (826 amino acids)
Source: RefSeq, a predicted model, not a curated record
AUGUCGAACCCGUCUGCAUCCAGUGACACGGAACGAACCGAAGGGCAAAUUUCCAGAGCCGGCGGUCUCCUGCAAAUCACCAUCGAUGCCGGCGCGGCAGCGUCCGGCAUGAUCAAUUUCUCCCUGAACGUUCUCGGGCGUCUUUCCCAGGCAGGCAUCGACACCCUCACGUUCGGUAUCACGGUCCUGGUCGGCGCCUAUAUUCCCUGGAGUCCAGUCGGUUUUCAACGGGUCUACGAUGCCAUCGAAAAGAUUCAGGCCCGCAAGGGGUUCAAAGACAUAUUGUGGUUUGGGUUUGGCCAGAAAAGCCCGAUACAGGUCCUGGUGGAAACGGACCAGGGGGUCAGGUUCACGGCGCUGAGUUCUUGCCUGACGGAAGUGUAUUCUACGCACAUGGCCGCUCAGAUCAUGCUGGCAUUCAGCCGGAAGAUCGUGGACAAGAUGCCCGAGCCGAGGCCUCCGCUGCCGUCUUUGCUGCAGAUGCAUCUCCUAGUUGAGAAAACGGCAGGGAUCUUGUCCGCCACCAGCUUCCCUCUUUGGGCGGAAGAGUACAUGGCGUUUGAUGGCGAGAGGUUCAUCGGCCAACAUGCGUGGCCAAGGGCGUUGAACAAAGUGAGGUAUUCUCGCGGCGUUGGCAGUGCCAUCGAGAUCGCAGAUGCUCUGUACAGCUUGAUGGAACUGUCGAACGGGACUUUGCGGAACAUCACUCUAGUCGGUGUCGCCGAUGCGGGACUAGUCGCCGCGAUCGGGGCCUGGCUCCUUGAUCUCAAGAUCGUGAUGUACGCUUCUGAGAAACGGGAUGAGAAUAUCGUAUUCCGGAAUACCAUCGAGAACGUGGAGCCACAGCUGACGAUCAUAUUCACGCGGCGAGAGGAUCGGACGGCGUUGUGUCAGCGCGGGAAGACCGUGUUUCUCUCGGAUGCAACCGUUCUCUUCAAAUCACACGCGCAGCUCAAGCCGAAUCAGGACCGCGUCGUGGGUGGACGUGUACAUUGGAAGGAGGCCUUAUCGCGUACGUUUGGUGAGGAUUUCAAAUCGCUCCUGGCAAUGCCGGUCCUGUUUGGCGCCGCGAUCGGAAGUGCAGCACGGAUCUUCACCGCGUUGGUAGAGGCCGACCCUGAUGUGGACAUGAUAUCGCGCCGCCAUUGCAGCAGUUAUUUUCCGGACAGUUUCGGCCAGAAUCUGAUUAACUUUGCGCUGGAUCGAUUCCCGGAGCUGAACUCGAAGCUUUUGAGGGCGGAGACGGUUAAUGCAGCCCGGAUCCCAUCUUACGGUCAAGCCCAAGCCACGUUUGAGAGCACCAUGAACAAGCUUGCUGCCAGUUGUGGUUGCAAAGUUUGCUGUCCUGCCAUCUAUUCGAAUAAGGAAAAGCAAGCUCGGACAUCGCGAGAUAAUACGAGUGUAAACCACACGACCCCUCGAUUCUGCCUCGUUGCCAUCUCUGAAACGGUGAUAAUUCUGGCUCGAAGACUAUCCGGCAUCGUUGCUCUUGAGAGCCUCCAUCCGAAGCGCGCCGGUCUCGAAUACAUAUACGAGAUACAGCAGACGCGGGUGUCGCGUCUCCGCAAGCAGGACGGAAAGAACGCUCUCCCGAUCAUGUGCUCCAUCGUCGAGCACGGCACCCCGGACUUGGCCUGGACUGAAGUUUCGCUUCUCCGCUUCGCACAACACAUCUUCAGCGGCCAGACCUUGCAUGACGAGACGGAAGAUCCGGGUUGCUCGGCCACGGCCAUGGAAGGCGUGUGCUGCUACCUGGACAUCCUACGGGAGCCGCAACAAGAUGACCCGAUCAGUCUGUGCCGUGUCAACGUCAUUCCAGGAUACAUCCAAUGGAACGAUAGGGUAUUUCACAAAGUAGGCGAGAAAAGCACAAACCUUUUUUCCGCCACAGUUGCCUUGAAAGGCAGGCCGCAGGACUGUGUUCCGGAGAAAGUGGUACGGGAUAUCGAACGCUCUUACGGAGGCCGCCUCAAUCUCUUGGUAUCAGAAGAGCUCUCCAAGGAUAGGAGAGCUUUCUUGGAAGUGGACUACGGGAUUUUCGAAGAAACGCGAGAGCUGGGACGCUUUGGCCCCGCGAAAGCUGCUCGAAGCAUAUGCCGUAGCUCUGGCUUGAUAUCGUGUCAGAAUGACGGCUGCGUUGAAUCGACAUCAAUAGCACACGAGUUGAAAGACGCAAUAGCUGACGGAAACACCGGCCCAGUCCUCAAACUCGACAUAUGUGGAAGCAAAGUGACCAUUUUCCAGGAUGACCAAGUAGUCCGUUUGCUAGCGGCCUUUGGCUGCUGGGAGCCACUCUUCCAAAGAGGCGAGUGCCUCGCGUGUUGCGUACGCACCGGCUGCAGGAAUGGAUGGAAAACCUUUGCCGUGGUUCAAAGUGGGUCAACAUGUCGAAAUAGGGGGAAGGUCUAUCCUAGAAUACCUAAUGACGAGGUUUCGGAAUUAGAGAGUACUCAAUGUUGGGGAGAGCUUUGUGUUGAAUGA